Racocetra persica is the source of this 451-nucleotide messenger RNA. The record is from the annotation of a GenBank genome assembly. Lineage: Eukaryota; Fungi; Glomeromycota; Glomeromycetes; Diversisporales; Gigasporaceae.
UUAUUAGAACAAUUCAAUGAUGCUACUAUUGAACUUUCAUCACAAACUUAUCCAACAAUUGCACAUACACAAAUAAUUUUAUUAGCUCUUAGAAAUGAUUUAGAACUUGAUAAGGGUGAAAACUAUCAAUUACAAAAUAUUGUUGAUGCUAUGAUAUAUAAAUAUAUUGAAUAUUUCAAUUUAAUAACAGAAUCUUUACACAUUUCUGCUUUUUUAGAUCCUAGAUAUAAAAAGUAUUGUUUUCCUAACAUGUCCAUUGAAGAAAUUUUAACACCAAUUAGAAAAAAAAUAAAUUUACAAUCAACUUUAUUACCACCACCUAAAAAAGCAUCAAGUUUUUAUCAAAAAUUACUACAUUCAUCACAACAAGUACAAACAAUAGAUGAUGAAGUUCAAAAAUAUUGGUCUAAUGCAGAAGCAAAUGAAUCUAUAAAACUUUUGGAUUGGUGGA